GUGGUCACGCCCCCUCGCGCCCCGACUUCGGCUGGGCUGCCCGCGCUUCCAGCCUCCCCUCGGUGGCAGCGGCGGCAAGUCCGGCGGCGGCGGGAGCGCCGGCCGGUGGACCGUCGAAAAUGAUCCUCUGCCCCCCGAGCGCGGAGCCCCCCCGCGGAAAGCCCUGCCAGAGGCUGCAGCUGAGCAAGAUGAGCGCCAACGAGAAGAAGGAGAGGCCGCCGCAGCUGCUCUUCGUGAAGGCCUUGGCCAGCAGAGGCCUGAUCGAGGCCAUCGCCCAGCAGAUGGGCUACCACCCGCACUACCUGGACAGCUUCCUCCGCCUGCAACAUUACCUGCUCCACAUGGACGGGCCGCUGCCCUUCGACUGCCGCCACUUCAUCGCCAUCAUGGCGGCCGCCCGGCAUCGGUGUCACUACCUGGUGAACCUCCAUGUGCUGCAGUUCCUGCGGGUGGGCGGAGACCCCCUGUGGCUGAGGGGGCUGGACUGCAUCCCCCCCAAACUCCGCCGGCUAAGUGAGAUCAACAAGGUCUUGGCCCACCGCCCCUGGCUGGUCUGCAAGGAUCACAUCGAGAAGCUGCUGAAGAUCAGCGAGCAGAGCUGGUCGCUGGCAGAGCUGGUCCACGCCGUUGUGCUCCUCGCCCACUACCAUGCCCUGGCCAGCUUUGCUUUUGGCUGCGGCUGCGAACAGGACCUCGGCCCAGAGGGACGGGGCUCCCUGAAGCUGGGACUACCGGGCAGCGUCUGCUUUUGUGACGUGGGGAACGGCUGCAGCCAGGAGAUGCUGCAUCUCAACCGCAAGCGGUCCUUGGAUUCCUGCAUGGAGCUGGAGUCUCUUCGGGAGCGUGUCCACGGGUUGCAGGUGGGCAGUGAGGCCCGGGAAGAGCUGAGGCUGCCUGCCCAGCGGGAAGAAGGCUUCGACGGGGAGUUCUUGGGGGCCGCAGAUCUUUCCUGCUACGUCUUGGAUCCCAGCUUCGGCUACCAGGAGUUUGCCCAGUGCAACGAGGACCAGCCCCAGAUCUUCCGUGUUCAGGAUUAUUCCUGGGAAGACCACGGCUUCUCCUUGGUGAAUCGCUUGUAUUCCGAUAUCGGGCACCUGCUGGACGAAAAGUUCCGUAAGGUGGACGGUCUUCACAGCUGCUCAAUGGCCAAGCGGCAGGGCUGCGAACAGGCCACCUUCAAGCGGGGCAUCUGGAACUACGUCCACUGCCUGUUUGGCAUCAGAUACGACGAUUAUGACUAUGCAGAGGUCAACCAUCUCCUGGAACGGAUCCUCAAGCUGUACAUCAAAACGGUGACUUGCUCUCCGGAGAAGAUGGAGCCCCAGAUGUUUGAGCGCUUCUGGAAGCAGUUCAAGCACAGUGAAAAGGUCCACGUGAAUCUGCUGAUCUUGGAGGCCCGGCUGCAAGCGGAGUUGCUCUAUGCCCUCCGCGCCAUCACGCACUACAUGGUCUCCUAGGCCACGGGGGGUGCCACCUGGACGGACUUGGACUCCUGCGCUCUGGCAGCGACCCCUCCCUUUAUUUACUUGAUACCUUCUCCUUUCCCUUCAAGAUGUGAAAAAGCAGAGCCUUCCCUCCGGGCGAAGGACAGAAGCCCCAGGGCUGGCGGGCAGCUGAGUGGGCUUUUGCUCGUCUCUAAGCCACGAUUCUCGUGGAUGGGAAGGAGCCACGGGGGACGUGGCUUCUGCGAACGUGAAGCGUGGGAAGGGCAUCACUCCUCUUCCUUUCCCAGUCCCCUCUAGUGUCCGUUACAGUAUUGGGGAGGGGGCUCCCUUCGUCUCGUGCCAUUCCUGCUGCUCACCGGGCACACCCAGUGGUCCUUGGAGGGCUGGGGAAGGGGCUCUGGUCUGCCCCUGGGGUUUCUGGAGAGAGAAGAGGGGUACUUCCUGCUGGCUUCAUCUUGCACUUGGAGGGGCAAAUGGGGGGGUGGAAGGAUCCCUAGCACUUCUUUAGUGACAGCUGCCCUGCUAUCUUUCAUCCAAACGGUGCUCCGAAGCCAAAUUUGAUCCACCCCUCCCCCUUCUUAUACUGUCCCCCUUCCUCAUAUCCAAAGCCCACCCCCCUUGC
Thamnophis elegans (Western terrestrial garter snake) is the source of this 2067-nucleotide messenger RNA. RefSeq names its product sestrin-3-like. Gene Ontology annotation, molecular function: oxidoreductase activity, acting on peroxide as acceptor; L-leucine binding. Gene Ontology annotation, biological process: negative regulation of TORC1 signaling; regulation of response to reactive oxygen species; positive regulation of macroautophagy. The transcript is spliced from 9 exons. The coding region runs from base 120 to 1457 and encodes 445 amino acids. Gene Ontology annotation, cellular component: nucleus. Lineage: Eukaryota; Metazoa; Chordata; Lepidosauria; Squamata; Natricidae. The record is from RefSeq and is a predicted model, not a curated record.